Plasmodium malariae is the source of this 18600-nucleotide messenger RNA. Its product is annotated as conserved Plasmodium protein, unknown function. The coding region runs from base 1 to 18600 and encodes 6199 amino acids. The transcript has 2 exons. The record is from RefSeq and is a predicted model, not a curated record. Lineage: Eukaryota; Apicomplexa; Aconoidasida; Haemosporida; Plasmodiidae.
AUGAAGGAUGAAGAAGAGAAUAAAAAAGGAGAACGCCCUACCAUAUUUUACUAUGAAAUAUACGAAAAAUUGUGCAUCUACUAUGAUUGCGCAGUUAAUGAAAAAGAAAGGAAAAAUAAAAAAUUUUUUAAACGGAAGAAAACAAUUAACGAAUUAAGGAACAUUCAAGAUGAGUUAGUGGAAUUUGUUGAAUCAAAUAUUGACUUCAUUUCAAACCCAUUUUAUUUCUUAACCUAUGAAGAAGAGGAUGUAAAUAAAAAUGAAUUGAAGAAUUAUUUAGCUAGCAAAUAUACAAAUUUAUUAAGUUUUAUGGAUGAUAUUAUAAAAUGUGCAAUAAUUUUAAAUAGAAAUGUAUAUUAUGUGUGUGAACUGUUUAAUAAUGUUUAUUUAAAAAUUGAAAAGGAUAAUAUAGUUAACCAAGUUAUGAAAUCGGAGUAUAUUUGUGAAAUUUUUAAAGAAUGUAUAGAAAAGGAAAAUUUAAUUAUAAUGAUCUUUUUAGAAAUACUCAAGUACUUGAACAGAAAUGAAAAAGUCGGCGCAAGUAAGAAACACAGACAUAGGAAUAACCGUACUGCUACUCGUAAUAGCACUCGUAGUGGUACCCAUGAUGAGUAUGCAAAAUUCGGUAGAUACAGUGAAAGGAAGACCAAUAUUACGGAUAAUGAAUUGAAAAAACCAAAAUAUGAAGAGGGUAAAACAUCGAAUGUUCUAAGUUCUUCAGAUAACUCAUUAGAUAGUAUAAACAUUUCAAAAAAGAGGUCGGAUAGCAGUUUAAAGAAAAGAAUAAAUGCAGAUAGGUUUUCUUUAUAUAUUCUUAUCCUCUUAACAGAAAAUGAUUUUAUUGAAAACAUUUUUUUAGAAAUUGACAAAAUUAUAAAAUUCAUAAUAAAAUAUGAUGACAUAUGUGAUAAAAUUGAAUAUGUGUUUAAUUACAAAACACAUAAAAUUAAUAUUCUUUUUAAUUUAAUUGAUAUAUUGUUUUUAUAUUAUUCCAAAUUCCAAGCGAAUACAAAUAUUAUAUCAAAAAUUUUCAAGUUAUUAAAUCAUUUGGUAUCAUCCAAAUACUUUGACUUCAUUUCAACAGACUAUUAUGUGAAGGAGUUAGACAAUAUGCUAUUCUUAGAAGCAAAAAAAAAAAAAAAAAAAUUUUUUUUUCAAUAUUUAAAGACUAUAAGAAAUAAUAAACUUAUAGCACAAAUGGAUGAUUACUAUAAGUUAGAUAUAAACAUGUCUGAUCCUACUUUCAUCAAAAUGGAUGAAUUAAACGAUAUAUCCUUGAAUGCCAACCAGCCGACGUCUACCAUCUUAACGCACUUGAAUAAAAACAGACUCACCGAUUUUGUUAGUGCGCAUAGUGGUGGCACAGUGCAUCAAGAGAACGUAGGGGUAGUACGAGCAGCAGGGGCAGUGGGUGCAUCAUCUUUAUCCUCUUCCACUACUUCCGUUUCCCCUUUGACGAGUGAGAAAGGUUUCCUACCGAGCAUUGUGGGGUCGACAGGGGGUGGUGGAUGCACAAAUGCAAGUACGAACAUUGUCUUGAAUAACCCAUUACAGAGUAGCCUUUUUAGCAGUAAUGUAGAAACAAACAGCGAGAAGACUGGGAAGAAUAAUGCCCAUGAUAAUAAUAUUCAAGGGAGCAGCGGUAGAAGUAGUAGUAAUAAUCUAAUGCAAAGCAACAAUACGAAUGUGAAUUCUAUACCUAAAAUUUUAAUAAAUGACGAAGAAAAAAAAUCAAAUGACAAUGUAUACAACAGUAUACCUCCCAUUGAUAUAUUGGAAGAAGAAUCUAAAGAUAAACGAUACAAAUUAUAUGAACAGUGCAAUAAUAAUAUAAAGAAUAGUUAUUAUUUGAAUCGGUGUUUAGAUUGUAGUGGGUACUGGUACAACUGUAACUGUAGUCUUAACGAUUUUGAUAAAUCCAGUUUGACCUUAACUACGCAAAUUAGUUUGUUAUUAAUAUUGUGCUUACAUCCAAAUAUUGAAAAAUAUGUUUAUGAAAAAAGGAAGAAUAGUAAUUUGGAAAGUAAUAACUCUUCACCAGUUAAAGAAGAUGAAAAUUAUUUACAAGAAUUAAAAGAAAAAAAAAAAAAAAAAAAAAAAAAAAUGGAUUUUCAUCAUUUUUAUAUACCAGAUGUGUGGAAAUACAACUGCAUGAGUUCACAGAAGGAGUACAAGCAUUUAAUGAGUAUAAAGAAUACAUACUCUAUUAGCACGUCCUUCAUAAGUGAAAAUAUAUCCUACUAUUAUUUGCUAUUUACAAAAAUAAAUGAGAACAGAAAGAAAAAAAACAAUAUGAAAGUGGUAGACCACACCGACGAUUUUUGGAGCUCAUGUGGAAGCGGCACUGUGGGCGGUACUAGCGGGGGAAAUAGUGGGGGGAGUGUUGGCGCACGUCAGGUCUGUACGAACUGCAACAGGUGUAGCUCUGUUGAUUCAAAUAUCGUCCUGCUGAAGUUUGUUAUAAGUUUAUUUACAAGCAACAGGGAGGAAAUCUUUAAUACUAUAUUUGAAGAUUGCUUUUUUAAAGUAACAUAUGAUACUAUUUUGAAAAGAAUAUCUAGCUCAACAUUGAUAGGAAGUUUAAUAUUCCAUUUGUUUCACUUAACCUUUUCCUUUUCAUUUAUUAAGAAUUCAAGAACAACUGACCUGUGGAACACCUUUAUCGACUACCAUAUUAAGAAGGACUUUCAUAUAAGAAAUUGGAAAAAAAGUGGAACUGCAGGAAGAAAUAUAAUGUUGUACCCGAGUGAAAGGGUUUUAUGUGCUAGGUGUCGAAUGGCAGGGGUGAACGAAGUAGUAGAUGUAGUGGACAAACUUGACAUAGGGGAAGGAGCAGGUAUAGGAGAAGUAGAUGAAGUAGAAGGUGGCCAAGUAGACGAAACACACGAGAUAGGGAAAGUAGACCAAGGGAACAGUUCGUUGGUUACCCUGUCUAAUAACAUUAUUUAUAUUUAUAAAAAAAAAGGCGAAUAUCUUAUUGAUGUAUUGAAUUUUUUAAAAAUUAUAUGUAAUAACUACCCACGGUUGAACACAAAUUAUGUGUGCAUAUUGAAAAAUGUAAUAAAUAGAUACCACUCUAGAAUUAUAGAAUUUUCGGAAUUUGACGAAACUAUUUAUCAUCAUAAUUUAGAUCGAAUGAACGAGUUAGGUGGAGGUGGAAAAAAUGAGAGUGAAAAAUUUUUUUGUUUAAAAGAAAGUAAAUAUUAUAAUAUUAAUGAAGAGAGAAAAAUUAUCCUAAUGAAAUAUAGAAAUUUAAAAGUAGUUGCUGAUGAAAAGAUGAAAAUUUGUUUAGAUUUUUACUCAGAUGUAUUUGUGCACAUCUUAGACUUUGCUGCAGUUCUUUGUAAUAAUAUAUAUGAUUUAAAAAUCAUUGAAAAUAUUGUCCUUUGUUUCAAAACACCUCUAACUGCAAAUUUGAAUAUAUUCAACUUAACGAAAAAAUUGUUUAACCAGUUCACUUGUGCUUUAAGCGGUAAAUAUAAUGAAUUUUCGAAGGUUACUAAUAAGCAGCAUAUAUAUGAAAGGACAAAAAAUAAUGAGAAGGUGCAGAUUAAUUUUUUGGAUGAAAAGUUUUUUCAUAGUGGUAAUAGUAAUAUGAAUAGUAAUAUGAAUAGUAAUAGGAAUAGUAAUAGUAAUGAUGGAAUUGGUAUUGGUAUUGGUAGUGACAACAGUGGAAAUUUCCAGCUCGACAGGGAAUUGUAUAAAAAUAUGUUGAGCAAAGUUAGUGCAAACUCCUCCGUAGAUGGUAAGAAGGAUAUGUAUAGUAAAGGAAAAGAUGAACAUGAUGAUGCUUCCUCGACGUUUUAUUUUACAUAUCUCUAUAAUUUUAAAAUUAGUUUAUUAGAAAAAUUAUUUCAACAGAACAGUUACUUAAAGGAAAUUUUAAAAAAUAAUAAUCUGUUGCAUUAUCUUCAGACCAAUAAUAUAUAUUUAUCCAACUUAAUAAAAGAAAAUGAGUUAGUUGAAAAACAUUUGCAUGAAAAAAAUAUUUUUAAGUCGUACACAGCACAUUAUAAUAGUAAUAAUAAUGCGUAUUGGAAAAAUCUAUCCAUCGAGAAUGACUACAAUAAUUGCAUCAAAGAGGUGAACAAGAUUUUGGAUGAUAUAGAACAAAGCAAUUCGAAGUUGAAGCUUUUUGUGAGUUGUAAGUCUGACGCUAUGCAACCUAUUGCUCUGGGUAGUACUAGUAUUAGUAAUACACUAACAAAUCCAAACCAUGGGACGGAUGGAGUGAGUGCAGUUGGUAGAGCGAGUGGAGCGAACGCGGAAGGAACAACCCCCCUUGUGGAAAAAAAGAACCUACCUAAUGGAAAUGGUACUGAAGAGAACAUCCUGGAACAGAUGCUGAAGGAGAAAGAUUGCAUCAACUACCUUUUGAUUGAAAACAAAUUGACAGAAAAUUUGUUAAGAGAAAAUAAUUUUCUUAAAAGCGAAUUUACAAAAUAUAACAUAGUGGAUUUGUUUUUUAAAAAUAAAUUUGGAUCAGCUCUUUUGGACAAUUUGAAAAGUAUCAUGCUAAGUGAAUAUAAUGUGAAUCAAGUUUUAUCGUAUGAGGAAAAAUUCCGAUCAUUGAGGAAAAAUAAUGAUGGGUCAUAUAACAACAAGGAAGCUAUUAAAAUGUUUUUUGACGAAAAUAAAAAUGCUGUUGAUUUUUUUAAAGAAAAAAAAUAUGAAAUCCCCAUAUUGAAAGAUGAUGAUUCGAGUACAAUAAACGAAAAUAUAAUGAACAGAGCAAAAAUCAUUUUAAAAACAGAAUUACAAAGAGAGAGGAAAAGAAACAUAGAUGCACGAUACCUUUUGACAAACAUAUUUGAAAGAAGUUUCUAUCCAUAUAAUUGCAUAAAAAUGCUAGAAAAGUGCUUAUUAUUCCUUUCCUCAGUUAACAAUAAUAAAUUAUGUUACUACUUACCAAUAAAUAAAAAUUUGCUCAUCGACUAUAUUUUACUAGAGCACUACGACGGUGGUACUACAACAGGUGUGGCUGCUACUGGCAUAGGUGGUACUACUAAUGCCAAUACUGUCUCUACUACCCCCUCCUCAGUAAAUGUCGAAAAAUUGAAGGCAGAGCUGAAGGAAAAUAAUGAAUAUAAAUUAGAAGAUGAGAACAGAUUAUUUAAAAUAAAAAAUAGGAAAUAUAAUAAUUUAAUUUCUUUGAUAGAUACACAGAAUAUGACUAAUACCACUAGAUUUAAGAAUGUAUUUAUUCAUAAUCUAAAUAUGCAAAAUAAAAUGAAAGAAGCUAAGGAUAAGCAUGUUAAGCAGUACAAAACUAUGCAUUUAUUGGAUAUAAUAUAUGAAAUAAUAAAAACGAAAUAUAACCCAUCUAUUGAUAUGCUUAACUUAAAAUGUAUAUGUAUAGAAAUUCUAUGUUCUAGCUUUGUUAAAAAUUCCUCAUCUGCUUUAUCAGUUUUGUGUACAUUGACAGAGUUAUUUCCAGAUAUAUUCAUUGAAAUUAUGAAGAAAUAUAAAGAACAAAAGCAAAAUGUAAAAAAUAAAUUGGAUUAUAUUGAUAGGCAAAUAUCACUUGGACAUAUUAAAAACAACAAACUACAACAACUCGCUAACAAUUUCGAUCUUCCUUAUUUUAAUUUGAAAAUCAUCAUUACGUAUAUGAAGUGUGUAAACUUUUUACUGUACAUGAUAGGUAUUAAGAGAAAAUUCAAUUUAUCACUCAGCAAAAUAUGGUAUUUUUUUAACAAUAUCGACAAAAUUGAAGAAAUAGAUGCAGAAAUUAGGCGGAAAGGGAUUAGAAGAGGUAUGCGGAGGGACAAUUAUGAAUAUGAGAGAAGUAUGAACAGUGUGAACUGUGGCGCACAGAGUAGCAGCAAACCGGAUAGCAGCAGCAGCAACUACAUCUUCUUCGACAUUUUUUUUAACUUCGACUUGUUCUUUGAUGAGCUCGAGGGGGAAAACGAUCAGGAGCAUGAACAAGAGCGAGAGCAGCAGGAUGAGGAAGGGGGAGGCGGUGAAGCGGAAGGAUCAGGAAGAUAUAAGGGAGAGAGGACGAAACUUCCUACCGGUUUAAAGGACGAUCCAAAUGAUGUGUUUGAAAAUUUUCUUAGAAAAAAACUAAUGAUAACAGAUAAGGAAAAAAAUAUAUGCAAACAUUUAAUUUUAUUAACAAACUAUAUCGUUCAAAAUAUUUUUUAUAAUCUAAUAAACAAUUUUAUUUUAAAAAAAAUUAGGGAUAAAAAAUAUGAAAAAGAAGAUAUAUUGGAAGAAGAUGUCAAGCUCGAAAUUUUUAUGAACAGGCAAGAAAAUGCCAUUUUUAAAAGAAGAUAUAAUUAUUAUAUUCAUAAAACUAAAAAUAUACAAGAUCAUAUUUUUACCAUUCAAAAUGAAAUUAAUCUUAACAAUGCACACAUUCAACAAAUAGAGCAAGUAUUCAAGCAAAGAAAUAUUCCUUUUGAGCCGUACAUUUUAUCACAAAAGGUUUUUGAUAAAUCCUUUUCUGAUUUAGCAAGUUUUGAUACGUCCAUUAUAUCUACUCGUCCAUACGGGGAAUCAGGUAUUGAUAUAGGUACGAAGACGUAUCUAACCGGGGCUGGAACGAACCACUCAGGCUUUCUCAAUGCAGCAUCGUUAGUAGCGGGGGGAGGUAUGGUACCUGGUACAACCUCAACAAAUGUAUUACCUACAAACACUGCGACAUUGUUUGGUGAUAAGGACGUUCUAAGUAGUGGAAAAGGAUUCUUCUCUAGUAAUUUAACGAAUGUGGGAGAGGCAUCGUCUCCCUUUUCGUUGUUCAAACAAGGGGAUAAAUUAGGUGGAACAUUAAGUCGUGCAUCUAAUUUAUUGACUGGUAAUACAGGUCAGUCUAGUAUUUUUGGAACAUCGUCAAAUAACCUAACUCUAAACAGCCCAGGGGCAACGGGCACUGGGUUAUUUACCACUCCAGCAACUACUGCAUCUCCUUCCUUGAGUAAUUCUAGAACAGAAUAUGAAUCAUCUUCAAGAUUACCUUCGAAUUCACAGGCAACGACAAUCUUUUCGUCUCUAUUACAACCAGGUAGUUUACAAGCCGGAAGUAUGAGUACUGGUGCUAGUACAGGUUCUACAUUGAACAAGGGGGGAACGAGCAUCUUCUUUAACACCUCACUACCAGGUAGUAGCAAUAUGAAAUCAGCAACAGGUUCUAAUUUGUUUGCAUCUAACCAGACAUCAACAAAUUUCGGGGGAUCCACUGGUUUGUUUGCAUCUGUAACAGAUCCGAACGUCAGGGAUAAUAACAUUAUUAAUAACAUUAAUAGUAGUAGUGGUGGUAUUGGUGGUGGUUUGUUUGGGUUCAGUCAGAAUCAGUCAUCUACCAGCAACCUAGCUCUUAAUGAUACAAAUAAACUUUUUGGUGGAACUACAUCUGUUGGUCGUGGAUUGUUUGGAAAUACUAACUCAAUGUUGACAAAUGCAUCUCAGAAUAAUUCCACUCCAUUUGGUACAGGGUUUUCCCAAUUGAAUACGUCAAAUGUAGGCACAAAUAUGAUGAGUAGUGCAAACAGUGGUGGUAAUAAUACUACUAACCUAUUUGGAAGUAUAUCAAAUAAUAAUAUUCAAGGAGGAGCAGGAGGAGGAGGGGGUCUUUUUGGAGGAAAAUAUGCAAAUCCUAAUCAAACAAACACCAUGCAGAGUAGUUCAUCCGCAUUUGGUAAUAUAACAAAUACUAUGAACAACAAACCUAGCUUAUUUUCCCCCGUAAAUCAGAAUAGCAUUUUUACAAAUACAUUUUCUGUAAUACCGACUAGUAACUCUUUGCAGUCGUCCCACUUUAAUACUAUUCGCACGGGAGCCAAUGUAUCUACAAGUAGUUUUCUCACAAGUGUCAGUGAUAAUAAUAGUAGUAAUAUUAGUAAUAUUAAUAGGUUAAAUCAGAACAUAGGGAACUCUUCUUCCACCAAUUUUAGUAAUUUCCCAUCAGGAGGAGCUUUGACAAACCAAGGCUUCUCAAACCCCAUGAUAAAUCAAUCAACGGGCUUAUUUAGCAAGAAUUUAUUAGACACUAACUCAGCUAUGCAGAAUCAGCAAAAUGCCUCAUCACUGCCAUCUACUUCUUUAUUUACUUUUGCAAACAAGACUCCAUUGCCCCAGUCAUCCUUUGGAUUAACAGGAGGAAUGUUAUCAAAGAGUGGAACCCCCUUUGGAAGCAAUAAUGCUACAUCUUUGUUUAAUCCCUCAUCGUCUACUUUUACAAGUACCAGUAGUAACAGUCUGUUCGGGGGUAUGAGGGGAACCCAAAACAUUUCUCCGUUGAGCAGUACUAAUGACAAGGCCACGCCUGGCCUUUUUUCCGGUCUAAGCACAGGUAUCAGCGGAAACACCACUAUAAUAGGGGGUAAUAACACAAACCAGAGCCUCAUAUCUUUUAAUAAUCAAGAUUUGUCGAAAGUAAAUCCCACUACAAAUAGCCCCUUUACUGCAAACCAAUUUUCCACGAACCCUCUUUCCUCUAACAGUUCGUCUGUAUUUUCAAAUCUAAACCAAACCAGCGGCAUGUUUUCCAAUACAGGCAGGAACUUCCUUCCAUCUGGGUCUCUGGGCUCAGCUAACAAUUUAAUGGCAUAUCCUAUGAUACAUAACCUAGAUCAACUGAAAGUAUAUUACGAAGAGUUAAAGGUAAAAACUAAUAUGUUAAAUGCCGAAGUUUAUAAGUGCAAAAUUGAGCUUAAAAAAAUAGAACGUAGUAUACAAAAAGAAAAAAAAAUUUAUAUAAUUAAAGAAAAUAAAUUAAGAGAAGACAAAAGGAAGUCAGAUAUCAAUUUUAAGGAUAACGAAAUGUAUAUACUAAUUAUUUUAGUGUUCAUAUAUUUCAAGUUAAUUCUAAAGGGACCAUUACCAUCUAAUGAUAAUAAUAAGAAAAUAAAUGAAAUUAUGAAUGAACGAUAUGAAAAUUUAUGCGAUUUUAGGCCAACCAUGUAUUUAUUUAUUGAAAUUUUAGGGGAAUCGAGUAAGUUUAUGAACACAUUUUUUAAUAUUAUAUUUUUGGACAAUAUUUUACAUGAAGAGAAUAAAGAUUUGAACGAAACAGUGCUCAGGUGCAAAAACUAUGCAGAUUACGUAAGCAUCUACAAUCAGAGGAAGAGCUUGCUUUUGAAGAAGGACUUGAACGACAGGGAAACCACUACGUCUACUGCUACUGCCGCGGCUACUACUGCUACGUCUACUGCUACUGCCGCAGCUACUACUGCUACGUCUACUGCUACUGCCGCAGCUACUACUGCUACAGCCACUACUACUGAUGGCGCAUCCUUCAGUGUGGGCGAUAAUGGCGGUGGGGGCCCUGCUCCUCCUGCAGAGGGAAGCGGGGUGAUGGAAGGGAGGCGCAUCAACGAUGUAACAUGGGAGAUAUAUUACGAAAAGAAAUUGGAAUAUCUGACUUGUUCGUACUCGAAAGAGCAUUAUAAUUCUUUAUUUCUUUACAAGAUAAAAGAACUUGGUUUGAAUCUUUUAAAAAUAUUAUUCGAAAGAGAUGUGUUGUUUAUUCACAUGUACAAUUUAUGGAAAAAUGAAAAAUUAUUGCAUAAAAAAAUUGAUAAGUUCCAUUUUGAUAUCAAUAUUGUUGAUAUAAAUAAUGCUGAAAGGAGUAUUAUACCAACUGCUACAACAACUACUGGUAAAGAUCCUGAUGUUGAUAGAGAAAUAAAUAUGUCCGAAUCGUUAAUUAAUAAACCUGUAUGUAUUCAUAACUUCUUAUUUAAAAAUAUUAAUAUUAAUUCAAGAACUACGUAUUUAAUAUUAUUAUUAAAAAAUUUUUUUAGAACAAAUGAAAUAAAUAAAAUUAUUAUUUAUUUUAUUUUACAAAUUUUUAUUCGAGACUCAAAAACUACUAUAAAUAUUUUAAAAAGAGAUACUGAUUCUUUUAACUUUUUGAAAUUUGCUUUAAGGAAUAUUUUUAUUUUUAAUCUGAACAGACAGAAAUUUAACAACUGCUAUAUUAUCUCUAAUAGAACAAUCAAGAUGCAAAAUGUCCUGAACAAUUUUGUCGAUUUACCUCUUCUCUAUUUUUUGAAUAAUUCCAGAAAUUAUCAUAAAAGGUAUUGCUUACAUAAAACGAAAAAUAAAAAUCAGUACUGUAAAAACGCAUCCAAUAGUAAGCGUGUUUUGAAUACUUGCAACUGGGCAAACUACAUGCUCAGGGAGCAGAGAAGAGGGGGAAAUCGGCAGUUAAGGGGAGAAGAGGAAGAAAAGGACGGAAAGGAUAAACAGGGGAAGUCCGACCAAUCGAACCAUUCGAACGAGUCCAACAAAUUGGAAGUAGAAAAACCAAUUGAGGGAAACGCCUCCAAAGUGCGUUCUCCUCAUGGCCGUAGUACAUAUCUACACAAUGACAGGAAGCUACGAACUGUUUGUAAAAGUAGGCUUAACAAACAGGAGGGAACCAUUGCUCAUGAUCAGCAUGACCAUCUUGAGGUUAGCAGCAUCGAUGUUAGCAGUAUCGAUGUUAGCAGUAUCGAUGUUAGCAGUAUCGAUGUUAGCAGUAUCGAUGUUAGCAGUAUCGAUGUUAGCAGUAUCGAUGAUAGCAGUAUCGAUGUUAGCAGUAACGAUGUUAGCAGUAACGAUGAUGAUGAUGAAGAGGAGCAUCCACUGGAGAGCUGCGCAAAUAACAAAAAAAUGAACGUUCGAAAGAAGAAGAAAUUUUUAAAAAAAAAUUUAUUGCAUCUAAAUAACGAUUUAUAUGAAAAAAUAAAAUAUUUAAAAAAAUAUGAACAAGGAAUGGGAGGAAAUUAUUACUAUACCAGUAAUAACUACAAAAUGGAUGAUGCAUUUAUUUCUAAUUAUAGAGAAUUCAAAAUGAAGAAAAAAAAAAAACAAACAAAAUAUAUAUAUGAUUACUUAUCUGAUAAUGAUUUAAUAGACACAAUAAAGAGUAAAAAAAUUUGCGUCUUUUAUGAUGACAAGGAAAAGGAAGAAGAAAAUGAUAACCUAACAUUUUACAAUCUCAUUUCUGAAAAUUACAAUGAUAAUUAUUCAAAGAUAGACUAUUAUAAAGAAUUAAAAUCCGUUGAUAACAAUGUUAUAGGUUAUUGUAGUUCUUACAAUUUACUACCUAUUAACAAUUUUUACACAGAAAAAUAUGAUUUUAUCGAAAGUGAGUUAGUUUACGUUAGUGAUUUAAAGUUGUACUUUUAUGUCAAAUCGUACAAAAGGCAUGCCUAUUAUAAGAAAUUAUUGAAUAUUGAAAAUGUUACAGAAAAGAGAGGAGGUAGCAAGAGUGAUGACAAUAAGUACAUCUACGAGAGUAGUAGUAGCUUAUCUUAUAACCACCCCAUCCAGGGGAAUGGAAUAAUCCAUUAUAAUGAAAGUGGAGGUGGUGGUACUCACACUGGUUUGCACUACAGCAGUGAUAGUGGCAUUCGAGGAAAUAGUAGCAGAAGUGGAAAAAGUGGAAGAAGCGGUAGAAUCGGUAGAAGCGGUGGUUUCGGCAGGAAUAGCAUGCUUCGUAGCAGUAACAACGGGUUCAAUUCCGUGUAUCCGCAUAAUGGAUCUAUAAUAUACGGUCAAGAGUUGGUGGAUGAGCACGAGAAAGACAAAUGUUCUAGGGAAAACAUGAUAAGCCGACAACAAAAAAUGCAUGAAAUGAAUAUGAAAAAGGCAAGUAUGAGUAGCAGUGGUAAGAAAAGUAUGCACACGGUAAAUGAUGAUAUUUCAUAUAUUAAUCGAAAGACAUACAACAAAACAGAGGAAGCUAAAGAUAUAGAAAGAAUUGUUGAUAAUGAAAUAAAAUACUAUGACUUCUUUAACAGAUUAAAUAAAAUGAACGAAAAUAUGUUGUUCCAAAAUACAUUCUACGAUUAUAGAGACGACAAGAUGAGAUACAUUGACUAUAUUAAGAAGGAAGUAGAGAAGGAAAAGUUGGGCUUAACCAGUAGUAGCAGUAGGAAUAAGAAAAUCGGUUCUAGUGGCAUUAAUAAUAGUAGUAAUAUCAAUAGUAGUAUCUACAAUGAUAGCAGAGGGACGAAUGGAGGAGGGGAUAAUUCGUAUAAGGAAGGUCUACUUCUACCCAUUAACGAUUUAUUAGAGGCUAAGAAGGUAGAAACGAAAAAAAAGCUAAGUACAGAGUUAAGGAAAAAACAUAUUUUUUUGAAUAACGAAUUAUGUGAAUGGGUCGAACUAAGUCAUUUAUUAAAUGUAGAUAUAGAAUAUAACAAUAUAAGAGGUGCUAACAAUAAUAAAAUUUUGAAUAAUUACAGUAGAAUUCCAAUUACAAAAUUAAUAUUAUACUUUUUUGAAGUCAUUACGAGGAAAUAUUUAUUUCUAAACAGUUCAGAUUCUUUACUUGAAAAUUGCGUUUUAUCAUUACUGGGGUUGUCCUUUAUACCCUCGAAGCAAUUGGAUAAAAAAAAUGUAAUUACAAGCAUCGAUGAGGGUUUAGAGUUAGAAGAAGAAUGUUUUUUGAAAAUUAUGAUAAAUAACGUCAUUGUAAAUUUUUCAAAUUUUGAUCAUAUAUCCGAGCUCAUACAUGUUGACUACUGUGAUAGCCUUGGUGGAAGUGAAGCAGAAGGAGGGGGUGAAGGGAGGGACAGAACGAAGAGAAGAGAUAAGAGGUAUUUUAGGGGUGAAGGAGGUAAUGAGGAGGAUGAUGAAGAUGAUGAAGAUGAUGAAGAUAACAAAGAUGAUGAAGAUGACAAAGAUGAAAAUGAUGAGGGGAUUGAUGACGAGCAAAGACUCAGACCUAUAGGAGCAAUAUCCCCCCGUAUUUGCAAGGAUAAUUCAGAGUACUAUCUAAAGAAAAAAAGCACAGACUACUACAAGAAAAACAUCUUACUAAGCAAUGUUAACAACUAUAAGCAAUAUAACGUAUUUGAGAAAAAUUGCUAUUUUGCCAAAAGUCUUAAUAUAGUAUAUAUGAUUUCUAAAAAUAAAAAAACAAAAGACUAUAUAAUUACAUUAAUAAAUUCAAUGUGGACAAACAAAUUUAAUGUAUUUUAUUAUAUCACUCAGAAUGUAAAUGUUGAGAGAUUAAAAGAUACAGAAAAAAUUCUCUUUUUUAAAAUCUCUUUUCAUAUAUUAAAUAUAUUUAUACCUAUCAUAGAUAACAUUCUGAACAAUAUAGAUAAACAUGUGGACUACUUUAUGCAUUUAAAUUUUAUUCCAGAUGAAUUAGAUAAUAAUAUGAGUAAUAAAGCAACAGAUAAGGUGGAGAAGAAAAACAUCGAGUACAAAUGCUCCAACAUUUAUGAAUUUAUUAAUAAAGAUAAUUUUAAUGAAAAAAAAAGUAUAUUUGAAUUUUUAAACCCCAUUUUUAAUUUUGAUAAUAUAAAAAAUUUUAUUAAUCAUUAUAUUAAUAUAAUAAAAUAUUACAACGAUAAUUAUCUGAAGCAUUAUAUAUAUCAUUACUAUUUAUUUAAUUAUGAUUUUUCUUUUCAAAAUGUGUAUAAUUAUUCUAAUAUGGAGCAUAUACAUUAUAUAAAGAAUGACCACCAUCCCCUUGACAGCCUAUCAACUAACAGUAAUAAUACUGUUCAUGUUUUGUAUACAAAUAUUAUUAAUGCAUAUGUUAAUUUUUGCACACUUUUAAAGGGAUUCACUAACAGUUAUAAUAGCUACACGUAUAAUUCUGUGUUUAGUCCUAGUUACUUGAAAGGUCUUUACAUGUCCAAUGAUAUCCUCAAUGUGCAAAACAAACAAGAAGAUCUAAACGAACUGAAUGCACAAGUCAACUACACAAGGAUUUUAAGCGAUGAUGCAAAUGAGGAAGAUGGCAAAUUUAAUUUUAAGCAAAUGAACGAAAUUAUAGGUAAUCGAAAUUGUCUGCGUAGAUUUCUUAGCAAAUAUUACUUAAGCGGACGUAGAAGCAGGAGUAGAAACCGGGGCAGAAGCCGAUGCAGAAGUCGGUUUAGUAUGCUUGAAAAUGAAGGCGAUGGCCGGAAAUCGAGGAAGGCCAAGUCGAGGGAGUUGCACUACAUAGAAAAAAAUGUGUACAUAUUCAAUAGCUUAAAUUACUUAAAUAUUAAUUAUAAAAAUUGGCUUCUAGUAUACAAGAUUUAUAUUGAGAAAAUUACAUGUUUAGUAGAUAUAGUAUUGAAGAUAAAAAAUAAUAAUAUGAAUAAAAAAUUUUAUUAUUUGAAAAAUUAUUUUUAUAUUAUAAACAAUAUUCAAAAGCAUUUAAAAAACAUUACAACUAUAAUAAAAUCUUCUUAUUAUAUUAAUUUCAAUAUACAGAUUACUCCCAUACUGUUUAUAGUCUAUCUAUUUAUUACCAUAUUUUUCUUUUCUCAUAAUAAUAAUUUUGCAUUCAAUUACUUUUCUUAUAUUAAGAAAGGAUUUAAAAAUUUGUUUUUUAAGCACAAAAAGGAUUUUCCUUUGAAAAAUCUACAAAUUGAUGGGAGCCAAGUUACGGGGAAAGAAAAAGAAGAGGGGCAUCAUGAUAAUGAUGAGAAUGGUGGUGGUGAUGAUGAAGAUGAUGAUAAUGAUGAUGAUUAUGAUUAUGAUGAUAGUAAGGAUGAGGGGGGAACUAAGCAGAAGAGCACGAUAAAGGGGGGGAAGAAACAGGUGCAACAUGAGAACAACAAAGAAAGUAGUAGAAGUAAUAACAACAUUGGUGGUAGUAGUUCCACUAACUGGGAGAUAGGAGAUGAGCUGAAAAUUGAAAAUUUAAAGUACCACAAAAAGUUGAAGAUGAACAACUCCCUUUUUUCAAAGAAAAUAUUAAAUAAGGAGUUUCAAAGUAAUUUGUUAAACAUCCCGAAAAAUAUGAACAACAAUGGGGAUGGUAGUAGUGGUAACUGGGGUAGUAGUAGUAAUACCGCCAUCCUACUUGAAAACGAUUACGUCUUUCUUCACAGGGAUUUGCCGUAUCGAGGUCCGACUGAAGCAGUACAUCCUGGUAGUAGGAGUAGUAGUAUGUACGGCUAUCCAUUCGUUUCCAGGGGCUUAUACUCGAAUGAAUCGAGCAAUGUUAUAGGGAAUACGGGGCAUAUGAGAAAUAUGUACGAAAUCCACAAUUUUGGCAACAAUAACUUUUCUAGGAAAACGGAAGGAAAUGCUUAUACUAGUGGAAUCUUCCCUGGUAGGCACCACCACGAUAUUGUUCAUAUGAAUAAUUUAUACCCAGUCGGAAUAGGAGCAAUGAGUAAUAACUGGCUAAGUAGUAACGAGAAAAAGGUGUAUUAUGAUGUACAUAAUGAAUACUCAAAAUUAAUUUUACGGAGCAACGAAUUCUUUGAUGAUAUGCUGGAAUUGCUAAUAAUACUUAUAACUAAAAAACAUCCCAUUUUAAAUAAGUAUACUGUAAUAUAUAUAUAUGAGUGCCUCUAUACUUUACUAAACAUUUAUCAUUACAAUUACAUGUACAAUGAAGAUUAUAACAAUGUACAGAAAAAAAAUAUGUUUUUAUCACUCAUAAAAAAAAUAGAUCAAGAUAUACUUAAUGACUUUAUUAGUACAUUAUUUAUAGAUUCUUAUAAAAAUUUCUUUACCAACAAAAAUUCUAUUAUCCCUAUUUACUUUUACAAUAGCAUAUACAAAUUCAUAGAUUAUAAUACAGAAGUGUUUAUGUACAAUCAUUCGGGUGAGGAAGAUACUACUAAUAUGAAAGAGGGCUUCUUAUUACGAACAACAAGGAAUAGUAACAUACAUCCAGAGGGAAAGAAUUGUGUACGAAGAAAAAGUUUAGCAGUAGAGGAAAAUAAAAUAUUCGCACAUAAUAAGGGCCAUGGAUACUCUACAUUGUUAGAAAAAAAAUCAAUUGGAAGGGAAUUGAACGAAGGUAGAAGGAAAAAAGAAGCUCAAUACUGCAGUAGCAAUAUCAACGGUAUUAAAAGGAAUGUUGGAGAAGAAGAGGAACAGAAGGAUACAGAAGGGGAAGAUGAGUUCUACGAUAAUGAGUUUGAUUACAACUAUAACGGAAGCAUGAACAAAAUUGUAAAUGUCAAUUUUAAGAAUAACCUUAAUAACAAAAUUCAUCUGAAUAACAAAAGCUUAAAUAUAUAUGAAGAAGUGUAUUGCUUUAAUUUCCUGUACAACAGAAAUGACCUGAACUUGUUAAGCAUCAAUUUGUUGAUCUUUUUACUUAACAAAAUAGGGAUAUAUGAAAUAAACAUAAAGAUUGAUGAAAAUAAUAUAAAGAAUUUAAUUAAGGGUAAUUUGUUUAUAUUUAAUAGAAAUAUAGAGAAGCAAAAUGAAAAUAAGAUGUUACAUACUUGUUUUUUACUUAGUUCUUUAUGUGAUACAACAUAUAUUAACGAAUUUGUUUCAAAGGAAGAUUUGUUUAGUUUAUUUUUAAAAAGUAAUAUAUUUGAUAAUUUAUAUGAAUUUAAAUUCAAUUAUUUAUCGACUAGUAUAUCUUUUUUAACAUUUCCUACGAACUUUUUAGAAAAUAAAAAUAUAUAUAUACCUCUUCCAAUGCUUAUUAUUUCUUACAUAACAGUCAUAUUAAAAGUAGUUGACAAGAAGGGAUUAUAUUUAUUUAAAAUAAUAGGCAAAUGGAUUAAUAAAAAUGUUAACAUCUUUGUUAAUAACUUGAUCGUAAAUAACUACCUUAUGAAGUCAAACGAAAUAAUACACGAAGUUAAUAAUUUCACCACAUAUAACCACACGCUAGUGUACAAGUGCUUGUGCUACUCCUCUACAUGUAACUUUACAAGGGAAAAGAAAAGCGGUGGAUGUAGAAGCGGCAGCAGUGGUUGCGGUGAUAGGGGUGGUAGUGUUAAUAGUAACAGAAAUAAUAGUGGAUGUGUUAAUAUGAAAACAAAUGAGAGUGGCAAUUCUAAUAAUAACAGAGGAGAUAACAGUAACAGCAGUGGCAUUGAGGAGAAAAACGCGAAUAUAUACCUUGAGCGGUACAGUAGUAGGAAUCAAAAGAACGAGAAGAAGAAUAAUCUUUUCGUUAAUAUAAACAAAGAUGUACAUCAUGAAGACAAAAGAACAACGGAAGAACAUAUAAACCAUGCAAACAUUAACCUGGUCAACCUUGAUAUAAUUUACACAUGCACCUACUACUUAUUGAGAUUAUAUAAAAACUAUUUACUGUACAUUCAUCAGAACUAUUUGACUUUAAAGAAGUUGAAAAUUAUAGAAACACGCAAAAGGACCACGAAAAAAAAGCAGUCAAGAAGAGCAAAGCUUAAGCAGCAGGAACAAUCCCUCGAAAGUGUAUUGGAAUUGGACAACGAGGAGGACGACGACGAAGAUGAUGAUGAAUAUGAAGAUGGCAACGACGAAGACGAAGAGGAAGACAACGACGAACACGAAUGCAAACACAACGAUGAACAGAACAGCUACCCUCAUAAUUAUCACCACCUUGAGCAACGCUUAUAUUACAACCAUAGCGAGGAGGAAGAAGCAAGACGAGGAAGAAUUAACGGAAGGAGGGAACGAAUCAAUGAGCAGGUGGAAGAGAGAAAUUACAACGAUGACCAGUUGGAGGAAGGGGAAGAGAUACAUGUAGGUAAAAUGACUAAAUAUGGUGAGUACACAUCCAAAAUUAACAAUGCAUUAUUAUAUAACGAUAGUAAUAACAUGGAUAAAUUAGGAAAUUAUCAUUUGGGCAAUUAUCAUGAUAGUUCAUGUGAAUAUUAUAAUAGAUUUAUGAAGGAGGAGGAAGGGUUCUUUUUAGACAAUUCGUUAAGUUUUGAUUUUGAUGAAAUAUCGUUAAAUAUUUGUAACAUAAUAAAAGAGCAUAUAUACAUCCUUCAGUAUAUUAAAGAUUUACUAAACAUAUUGUCUAUAUUUGUAAUAUAUGAUAUAAGUUUAAAAGAUGAAAAUGAUUUACUCAAUAAAAAUUUAAAUAAUUCAAUGCUUGAAAAAAGGAAAAAAAAUAUACGAACUCACCGAAUAUUACAAAAUAUUAUUCCAAAAUAUUCCAUAAAAUUUCAUUGCAUUAAUUUGUGCCUAGAUAUAAUUGAAUAUGAUAUAGGUUUAUAUGACGAAUAUGUACAACAAUCAAAAACGAAAUAUUAUGAAUAUAUUAAAAUAGUACUAAAAGUUUUUAUGAACACUUGUUUUUAUUUUAUUAAUAUCAUAAAGUUUGAGAAUUUCCACAUGUUGAAAAGUGUAUCUAUGGCCAUGAAAAAGUUAACCAACAUUAUUUACUUCUUGUUGAACAAUUUAACUAUAAAAGAAAAACCCGACGAGCAUAAAACAGGGGGAGGCAUAACAGAUUCAGAUAAGACUGGCGCGAAUAACACGAAUGAAGGUGAAACGAGUGAAAGUAAAACUGAUGCAAAUAUAACGAGCGAACAAAGGACAAAUGAACAGAAUUCUUUCUUAUUGAAUAAAUUCAUUUACGAUAAAAGUGGGUUUAAGAAAAAUGCCCAUGAAAUCACCACGGAGUUGUUUAACUCGGAAUAUAGCAUUUUCAAUGAUAAAAAAUGUUCAUCAGAUAAUAUAAAGAAGUUUUUAGAAAAUAUUGAAAUAGAUAUACAUGUGUUAAAGAAAAUUUUAACAUGUGUUAUUUACUUUACCUACGCAAUGCUUAGCAAUCAGAAAGUGAAUAAAAUUAAUAUUGAAAAUAUUAACUUAAAUCAUAUUAACAAAAUAAACAUAAAGAAAAUUGCUAAUACGUACCUAGAGAACAACAAUAUAUUGAAGGUUUUUACCUUUAUUUUGCAGCGAUCUACACAAAUCUAUUACCUGCUAUACAGUUACGCCACAAAGACGUAUAAAUAG